UAAAAUUGUAUUAUUUGAGAUAUUAUUUUGCUGUAAAGUAAAAACCUAUUGGAAAAUCAUUGAACAUUAAAUACGUUCAAAUUGUGAUGUGAAAUUAUACCAAGUGUAUUGCUUGCUUGGAUGCUUUCGUUUAUAAAAAUAAAGCAACUAACUACAAUAUUACAUAGUAAUAAUGAUUCCCUGCGCGAUGUAUUGUAUUUUUUGGAAAUUGUUGUUGGUUUAAAAUGUAACGUGUAAAUAACAUUCUAACGUUCUAUUUUCUGUUUAUUUAUUUAACAAUGUAUACGAAUCUUAAAACAAUUGCAGAUGAGUCUAAGACUAAUCAAUCGUGGGCUUCGAUUCGUGACGAGAACUUUCAGUAAUAUGUCGUUCCCUGAUUCACCUGCGAAAGCCUCAAUAUGUUGCGAAGUGCUGGAAGGUGCGCCACCAACGUAUGCUAUGUACGAAGCCCUAAAGGAUUCCUGUCAGAAUAACGCUACAUAUUUUCAACCUGAUGAAAGUGAGAAUGGUCAACGGCUGUACCAAGGAUUUAUAACUCUGAUAGAUCACAUUGAUAAUGUUUGGCCUCUUGUUGACCAUGUUAGAAAGGUGGCACCAUCAUAUGACUUUGAUGAAAAAUCUCCAGGCAAUGGAUAUAGAAGUUUCGUAUCAGUUGUGGAUUCUUGCAUCCUACAUGGCCUUAAACUUAGCAGACAAGUUUGCUCCGGACGGGAUGCAUUGUUAUUUAGAAAAGGAUAUUUUGUUAAAGAAGUGGAAUCAUGUGGACAACUCUUGGCAUCGCUGGGCACGUGUCUUCAUCAUCUCCACACCUUAAUUUCAUGGGCACCUCCUGGAGACCUGUUUCCUGUUGAGUCACACUCGCCGGAAGAACUUUUCUCUAAGGCAGACACAAUAAAUCAGUAUUGUUUUUAUGGGAGAUGUCUAGGUUUUCAGUUCGCCCCAUCCAUACGCGGGAUUCUCAAGGGAAUAUCGAUAUGCAUGGCCGGCUUCUCGGAAGCUUACUACAGCCAAGGCAAUCUGAUAAGUUCGGUGUGGACGGGCGGGCAGUAUUUGAUAGAUCCCGAACUCCGGGCCAGAAGGAUUGUCAAUAUAUCGCAGUCCGCCAGCGUGGAGUUCUGCAAGGCCUUCUGGUUCCUCACCGAGAGUGAAAUAAUGCGGCGAGUGCCGAGCCUGAUGUCGACCACGGUGGCGGUGAACAAGUUGAUAACGAUAACGCCUCAGCCCCUCGUGGUGGCGACCGUGGACGGCGAAGAGAGGACGGUUCUUCCGCCCGACUCGCACAUCGGCCUGCACGACCUCAACGUCAGGCUCAUCAGCGUCAACAAGAGGAACGGGAUGACGAACGAAAGCUCCACUCUUCCGGCGGCGGACGGCGUGAUAUUCCACUGCCACGGAGGAGGAUUCGUGGCGCAGAGUUCCAAAUCGCACGAGAGCUACCUGAGGGACUGGGCGGCCAAGCUCAACGUGCCCAUUGUGUCCGUGGACUACAGCCUCGCUCCGCAGGCGCCCUUUCCCAGGGCCUCGGAGGAGGUCUUCUACGCCUACUGCUGGCUCUUGAACCACCUCGGAGAGGUCGGCACCACGGGCAAACGAAUAGUUUUCGCGGGCGACUCGGCCGGGGCCAAUCUCCUCGCGGGCUGCAUUCUUCGAAUACUGGAAAGCGAGAUUCGGGUCCCGGAAGGCCUGUUCAUGGCCUACGCCCCUCUGCUCGUCAGCUUCAUCCCGAGCCCCUCGAGGCUCCUCUGCCUCAUGGACCCUCUGCUGCCUUUCGGCUUCAUGAUGCGGUGUCUCAAAGCAUACGCGAGUCCCAAUUCGAAGAGCAAAGAAGAGAAACGCCCAAAGGAAGCGACUUCAUCGAGCGCGACCACGCCCAUAGACGGAAACGGCUUCCUCCGAGUGAGCCCGUCGCAGGGCCUCAGCGAGUCCUCGUUCGAGGAGGUGUCUCCGUCGGACCUGCUGGAGCUGCAAGCGCAUAAGUCCCAAGGCAGCCAGAGGAGGCACUCCGGGGACACCACGGCCAGCGCCGCUUCUCUGCAGAGCGAGCACACAGCCACUGGUGUCAGUCCGUCGGAGGAGAGGUCCCAAAAGUGCGUGUCGGAGCUGCUGGACAGAUACGUGUUCGACAGCGACACUGACAGCGAAGGACGAAGGGGCAAAUGCACCAGUCGCGGAGGUGAAUCCGAAACUUCCAGCACUCUGGUGGGAGAGCCUCCUCUGGUGGUCGACGGUGAGGGAGAGCAGAAGAAAAGCGGCAGAUCACGCAUCGGAGAGGCGGCGUCGGGCAUAAUGGGGGCCAUGUCGUCCCGUUUCGCCGCCAUGAAGGACUCCAACGCCAUCUCGGGGCCCACGCAGGAAGAAAUGGCAGUGCGGUCGAACCUAGACUCCCUGAUAGCCAGGAGUCCCUCGGACGAGUUCAUGUUCUCGGUGCCCCGAGACCCCGUCCUGUCCCCUUACUGGGCCGAGGACCGGUUGCUGAAGAGGUUCCCGCCCCUGAGGAUUCUGUCGGUGCACAUGGACCCGUGUCUGGACGACUGCGUGAUGUUCGCGAAGAAACUGAAACGUCUGGGCAACGAGGUGGAGAUCGACGUCGUCGAAGGAUUGCCUCACGGCUUCUUGAACCUGUCUCUGAUGGCGAAAGAGGCCAACGACGCAUCCCUCCAGUGCAUAGAGAGAAUAAAACAAUUACUGGACGCGGAAGCGCCAUCCGAUAAGUUAUGAACGGAUUACGGAACGACCUUCGUCUAGUGUUUAGGCUUCGUUGCCUCUUGAAGCGACGGAAACGUUUGAGCGAGCGGUUAUUGCCAAAGUGCAUAGAAAUACUAAAAAUCACAAAUAUGCCAUUUCAAAUUUUAUUAUUUUCAAAGCCGACAGAAGACGUAGUCAUCAAAUGUAUCAAUAAUCACACUCGCUUUCUUUUAAUACUUCGUUAUCUACAAAAAAAAAUAGUUAAUUACUAGUAGACAUUCCCGAUUGUUGUUACACUAAAGAGAAUUUAAAAGCAAAUACGUAUAUUAUAUCUAAAUAAUUAUGUUUAGAGUUCAUAUACAGAGAUAUAAUUAUUGAAGAUUAAAGGAAUAGUAAUAAGUUAUAGAGUAUAAAAAUUGUCUAUGAUAUGUCGAAAGGACCAGAGGGUAUUGAAACAUAUAAAAAAUAGUCCAAUAAGAAGAGAAAUUAAGUUUGUUGCUCAGUGUUAAGCAUUUAAUAUUUUUUUAUUGUUCAAAAGUACAAAGAUACUCCAUAUGUCAUGUUUGUUUGAGAUUUUAAGAAUUGUGUAUGUUUGGUUAUGUUAUGGGCAUACUAGAUUUAAAUAUCCAAAGAGAUAGUUAUAAAUACUCAAAAUGCAAACACCAUGAAUUUUUAUUACGGCUUAUUUGACUUGGACAGAUUUAGGAAUACAUUUUCUCCGUCCUUCAUUCGAAACACAUGCAUAUUUAUAAAUUACUAAAUACUUUGGGAUAUUUGGUUAGAUUAACAUUAAGGAUCGUUCAAGUAUUACGUACGUCACGCAAUUCCCCCCCCCCCCCUGCAUGUAACGUUUUUCUGUACCCAAUAGUAAAACGUUUCGUUACCACCCAGUGGCUCAUUAAACCUUAAAGUUGCCAUUUAUGUGGUGUAAAGUAUCGAAAUAUCGAAAAAUAAUAUAAACAAUAACGCAUAAUUCAAUCCUCGCCCCGCUUUAGCCCAAACCCCCAAGGCCCCCCCCUCAAACGUCCUUACCUAAUACUUGAACGCUCCCUAACUGUUGAUUAGAUUUUUAUGGGUUAAUAUAACUUUCACAGAAAACCUUGAAAAGAAAGGAAUUAAAGUUCAAUUACUUGUACGAGACACCUCGUUUAACGGUUCUAUUUUAACGGUUCUAUUUUAACGUAUGUACUUAACGUUAAACGAACAAGGUGUAAGAGAUUUUGGUUCUCGUUAAGUUGGAUUAACCUUAGAUCAAAUUAGAUUUGUUCUAUAAAUAUGCCUAAAUAAUUUUGCCGCCUCUUAAAAAUAAGUUACUGUUAGUCUCUCAGAAUUCCUCCUUUUUGAUCUUUACAUAGGUAACUUUAUUAAUAUAUUUGCUAUGGAACAUAACAUUCUAUCUUUUAUUUACAUAAGCUUUUUAUUAUGAAUGACAUAAAUAAAGCAAUUAUAGGUGUGAUAAUAUAUUAAAUUAUUAUGUAUUCUGUGAUAGUAUGCUUUUAAAAAGCAGACAGUAUUCAAAAAGUGCUGCAAGCUAGUGAAUUUUGUGUGCAAUAAAAUGAACACCAAUAGACAUUGUAGUUCACAAAAGUAGGGUCAUGUUUUAUUAUUAUUAACUGGUGACUUAUAUGUUUGUAUAACCGAUUUUUUCUAUUCCUUUGGUCAAUGUUUUGGAUCUUGUGGCAAAUCAAUAUGAUGGAAAUGGUACCUUCAGUGGUGUAUAAAAAUAACAAUUAAUCUUUAAAUUGUUAAUGUAUUUAUUUAAUGAACUUGUUUUUUAAAUAUGCAUCAGUAAAUUAAAUUUUAGUUAAAUUUUGUUUUAGCAUGAAUGUCAAGUCGGACAACAUUUUGUUAUCUAAAUGUUUUCAAAUUUAUUUAAAUUUUUUAUGUGCUGAUUGCAGAAGUAAAAUCAAUAAAUUAUAAGUUACC
Molecule: messenger RNA, 4611 nt
Organism: Pieris rapae (cabbage white)
Lineage: Eukaryota; Metazoa; Arthropoda; Insecta; Lepidoptera; Pieridae
Gene: Hsl
Product: hormone-sensitive lipase
Exons: 15
Coding region: 307-2718 (803 amino acids)
Biological process (GO): triglyceride catabolic process; cholesterol metabolic process
Cellular component (GO): cytosol
Molecular function (GO): sterol ester esterase activity; triacylglycerol lipase activity
Source: RefSeq, a predicted model, not a curated record